AGUUUUUGAGAAUGGGGCAAGAUCAAAGCAGUAGUUUAGCGGGUCAAAUGGGCCAUCCAAAUGUUCCUUAUACCUCGUAUUCUGUGGAAAAGGAGGGAGCAAAACCGAAGUCGAAACAGAGAGCCAAGCUGGAAGAUAUUAUGGUCGUUAAUGCGCCCACUGGAAGCCCAAAACUUGUCUCCAAAACUGAAGAUCCUGAUACGAGAAACUUGAACAAAAUACCAUUCUAUUAUCCGCUCCUUCGAAGCUCAAUUUCCGCCUCUUCAGCUAGAGAGUUGGAGUUUUUUGAUAAGUUUGACCUUCGCCCGUGUUUGUCACUGUGUUCACGAUAUGAAAAGCACCUGAAGCAAUGUGCCGAGGCUGUAGCAUUUGACCAACACAUGCUCUCGUCACAAGUCCGCGAAAUGGAUACAUAUUGUGCUACAGUUUUGCGAGGAGUAAGUGACAGGUACAAGAAGUUCUCUUAUGUGGCUGGACAGCUAAGGAAGGUAGAGGAAAUGAACUCUAAUCUCAGGAGAAUCGACGCUAACCUCAAGCGUCUUGUACCUAUGAUGGAAAGACUAAAUAACGUGUUACCUGCGGAAGAACGGCUGGAGGAAUUUUCUAUAUCUCAAUACAGCAUACAGCGCUAAAAUUAUAAAUGCGGGUUAUGUUGGGGUGGGUAGGUGAAAAAACAUACAAAAAACAAAAAGCAACAAUAUCAACAAAAGGCAAACAAUAAAACCAUUUUAUCAGGGUGGCAAAGGGGUGUACGUAUCAGGCAUUGCGUUGACUUUUUUUGGGUUAUCACGCAUCACAGGGAAAACUGAAUUAGCCAUCACGCAUCAUGUAAAUGAGUAAGUUAACAUGGCAAUAUAUCAACCCUUGAAUGAAUCAGCUCUAAUAAAUUGCUUUCAGGGUCUUUUUUGGGUAGAAAAGAAAAUGAUGUCAUGAAUAUCUGUUUUUAAUGUCUGUGCUUGUAGUUUCAAAUGAUAUUCACCAAUCACGGAAUUCUAUAAGAAAACUCACGUGUCACUCGUUGUGAAUACAGAAAAUUAUACACCACCCAGCUAAAAGGGCAGCUAUGCCUAAUCACGCCUCUUGCAACUAAUUUGUUCCUGAUCAUGCAUCACGCUGAUAAUUCAUGACCCCUCAAGCAUCACUGAAAACCCCUUUGCCACCCUGUCCUUUGUUUGCCAAAUCAGUUUGGGCUAGUUGUAAGCUCUCUUUCAGUAGCAGCUGACACUAAGCUAUGUCCCUGUCAACUUUACAGUUGUGUGCUCAGUGCGCUGGCCUUUGAAUAGAAGCGAGACUGGUGGUGACCUUGUUUUGUUGCAAACCUUCUUGUUUUUCAUGUGC
Messenger RNA from Porites lobata, 1338 nucleotides. The record is from the annotation of a GenBank genome assembly. NCBI's taxonomy places the organism in Eukaryota, Metazoa, Cnidaria, Anthozoa, Scleractinia, Poritidae.